AUGGCCGGCGGUAACCACCCCAAGCCUCCGCCCUCCUCCUCCUCCCACCGCAAAUCCCGUUGGGAAUCCAACGCCAACAAUGUUAAAUCUCCGGCGGAUCCCCAACCGAAUAACGAUCCCAAGAAUCCCAAACCCUCCCCUAAAACCAAACCAACCUUCGCCCUCCCACCCGAUUACCACCACCUCCCUCCAGCUCGGCCCCCCAUUGACCUCCCUUCCGCCGGCGGAGCUCCAUUUGAUAACCGGUUCCCUAGCCCCUCCUCUCGAUUCGACCGCCCUAGGCACCCUGAUUACCGGAACCUGCCCCCAGAAGCUUCCGGGAAGAGGAAGUUUGGUGACGAGGAUGGUGGCGGCGGACGGGACGAGCUCGCCAGGCAAAGGGAGCAGCUCUUGCGGAACGCGAAUCUCAAUAAUGGGUUUUCUGCUGCUGGUCCCAGUGAAUUGAGGCCUAAUAAGCAGAUAAGGGUUGAUGGGGUUGUUGCUGGUGGUGGUGGUUUGGGUGUGAAGCACCACCAGCAGGUUGGUCAGGAAAAUUUGAAGAAGGCGUUUCUUCAUUUCGUUAGAUUGAUUAACGAGAACCCCAGCCAGAAGAAGUCUUACUUGGAAGAUGGAAAGCAAGGGCGAAUUCAGUGCAUUGCUUGUGGCAGGUCAGCUAAAGAUUUUCCAGAUACUCAUGCUCUCAUUAUGCACACUUACAACUCAGAUACUGCUGAUUUGCGUGUUGAUCAUUUGGGGUUACACAAAGCUCUGUGUGUCUUAAUGGGUUGGAACUACUCAAAGCCUCCUGAUAACUCAAAAGCAUAUCAGUUUCUUUCUGCUGAUGAAGCAGCAGCAAAUCAGGAUGAUCUGAUCAUGUGGCCGCCACUGGUGAUUAUUCAUAACACAAAUACUGGAAAAAAUAAAGAAGGUCGUAUGGAGGGUUUGGGAAACAAAACAAUGGACAAUAUAAUUAGAGAGCUUGGAUGUGUGAGUGGCAAAUCAAAGUCAUUAUACGGAAGAGAUGGUCAUUUGGGCAUAACACUGGUUAAAUUUACUGGGGAUCAAUCAGGCCUUAAGGGGGCCACGCAGCUUGCAGAACACUUUGAGAAGGAAAAGCAUGGGCGCAAAGAUUGGGCCCGUGUACAGCCUGUCAUAACAUUUGGGAAGGAGGAUGAGAACAAUCCAAACCUUGUAAAGGUGGAUGAGAAAAAAGGAGAUAAAAGGAGGGUGUUGUAUGGCUAUCUAGGAACUGCUUUUGAUCUUGACAAAGUUGAUUUUGACACAAGGAAGAAGGCAGUCAUAGAGAGCAGGAGAGAAUACAAACAAUCCGUGUAGUUUCUAUGAAUUAUACAUGGAAUAGCAGUGCACUUGAAUGAAAGAAUUGUGGCUUCUUCUGGAAAAAGUCUUUCCAGUUGAAUGAUAAUUAGUCCUGAUUCUUGAAGAUGAUAAAAGCUGAAUGUUAUGUUAUGUUGUAUUGAUCGUUUUUCAAGGCUUCAAGGCUGCAAUAGGAUGCCAAGUUGCCAUCAUUUUUUAUUUAGUUCCCGGUGGUAUAUUCUUAAUACUAUUGAAGCAUUAGGAUUUAGGAAGAUGUGUUUGCCUUUUCACCAUUUGACACCGUGGAAUGCACUCAAAUUUAAGUCAAAUGUUCGGAAUUUUUAGACUUAGUAUUGUCCUAUCUUUUCCCCAUGUUGGACGGGAACUGUUUGCUUUCGUUUGUUACCCUUUUUGGUCAUAAUGUCAUGGAAAUUAUUAGCUAUGA
This is a messenger RNA of Arachis duranensis, 1738 nucleotides long. RefSeq lists its product as uncharacterized. Bases 1 to 1314 code for a protein of 437 amino acids. Gene Ontology annotation, biological process: regulatory ncRNA-mediated gene silencing. The transcript has 4 exons. NCBI's taxonomy places the organism in Eukaryota, Viridiplantae, Streptophyta, Magnoliopsida, Fabales, Fabaceae. The record is from RefSeq and is a predicted model, not a curated record.